Molecule: messenger RNA, 1349 nt
Organism: Nymphaea colorata (pocket water lily)
Lineage: Eukaryota; Viridiplantae; Streptophyta; Magnoliopsida; Nymphaeales; Nymphaeaceae
Exons: 7
Coding region: 236-1042 (268 amino acids)
Cellular component (GO): membrane
Source: RefSeq, a predicted model, not a curated record
UUGGUAACACCAUGUUCAUUCUGCCUGCAAUCUCCUGUAAGGAAGGGAAUGAAGUCUGCGGAACUUCAUCGUCAGUCAGCCUGUGAGAGGCCUCCAAACUUCCACGCGUUUAAGUUGGGAGCCUCUCCUCCUCUUUUAUCCUGUCCUGUUCGCUUUUUAAAGAAUCCAAUCUUGCCUAGGAUGCAAAAGACCUAGCAACCUGCAGAUAGAUUAGCAGUAGCCAAUCCAGUACUGUAUGGCGAAUGUCACAUCCAUUGCCCACUCCUUUGCCCUCCUCGUCUCGUCGUCCUCGCGCCACAAUGGCAAUCCUCUGCAUGCCAAAUCGUUACUGCCAUCCUCAGUCCCGGCGUUCUUCUUCCAUGGCAGAUCGUCUAAUGGAGGCACCAUAGCUAGGCGCAUUUGCUUCAAUAGUAGUUUAAAGGACUCUUUGCCUUCGACAUUUUUGCCUGCGAGUGCGAGGGACGAGGAAGAGGAAGAGGAAGAGGAAGGGAAUGGUUGUGGUGGUGAAGAAACAAGGCUGUAUAGUGUAGCGCCCCUGCCUUUCCUCUUCAUGGCUGCACUGCCGGGAGCUGCAGCAGUGAGGUCUGCAUUUGGACCCUUCGUGGAACUUGUGAAGACAUUGAACCUCCCCGAUUGGCUCGUGCAUUGGGGCCAUCCUGGAAAUAUGGCUGUGGUGUUAUUUGCCAUGGGAGGAUAUGGAACAUAUCUAGGCUUCAGAAUACGAUUUUCAGACGAUGUGGAAGAGAAAGCAAAAGCGAAGGAUUUGCACCCCAAACUCCUUGGAGGAAUGUUCUUUUUCUUUGCCCUUGGAGCUACUGGUGGUAUAACUUCCCUCCUGACUUCAGACAGACCCAUCCUGGAAAGUCCACAUGCUAUUACAGGGUUCUUUGGAUUGGCUCUACUGACCAUCCAGACAAUUUUGCCUGCCUUGUUUGAGGAGAAUCCAUCCUUACGAAAUGCACACUCGAUCUUGGGCAGCAGCAUCAUGGCUCUAUUUCUAGUGCAUGCAUUCCUAGGUCUUCAGUUGGGCCUGAGUUAUUGACGUUGUCUAGUGCUACAUGAGCGUGAAAUGCGCAAGGGAGGGACUCCAUCCGAUGGUGACCGUCUCCCGCAACAAAAUUGUUCUUACAACUGCCAUAAGUUACACUCCAUUCAUGGCGAUUUACAGUAGGGGAGAAGCACAGUGACAAAAAUCCAUUGUCAGAAGAAAAUAUGUUGGAGAAUGAUCAUGUUCAAAUGUACCUGAACUACGUAGUUUUGAAAGGUCAUUCUGAUAUUCAGGUUUAGUUGAACUGCUUUGUUUAUGUGCUAUGGAAACAUCAAUAAAGGAACAGCUAAAUUUUCAGACA